AAGUUGUGUAGAUACAGGCAUUACAAAAUCGAGCAGGGGUGGAGUGAGAUACUGCAGGUAUAAAAGCAUCAGCAGCUGUACCCCACAGCACUGCUCUUCCAGAGGCAGAACAAGCCAAAGAUGAGUGCCCUGGGAGCCGUCAUCGCCCUCCUGCUCUGGGGGCAGCUUUUCGCAGUGGACACUGGCAACGAGAGCACAGCUAAUACAGAUGACAGCUGCCCAAAGCCCCCUGAGAUUGCACAUGGCUACGUGGAGCACUCGGUUCGCUAUCAGUGUAAGAACUACUACAGACUGCGCACAGAAGGAGAUGGAGUGUACACCUUAAACAGUGAGAAGAAGUGGACAAAUAAGGCCCUUGGAGAGAAGCUUCCUGAAUGUGAAGCAGUCUGUGGAAAGCCCAAGAACCCAGUGGACCAGGUCCAGCGGAUCCUGGGUGGAUCGGUGGAUGCCAAAGACAGCUUUCCCUGGCAGGCUAAGAUGGUUUCCCACCAUAAUCUCACCUCAGGGGCCACACUCAUCAAUGAACAAUGGUUGCUGACCACAGCUAAAAAUCUCUUCCUGGGUCAUACGGAAGAUGCAAAAGCAAAAGACAUUGCCCCUACUUUAAGACUCUAUGUGGGAAAAAAUCAGCUAGUGGAGAUUGAGAAGGUGAUUCUCUACCCUAACUACACCCAGGUUGACAUCGGUCUCAUUAAACUCAAACAGAAGGUGCCUGUUGGUGAGAAAGUAAUGCCCAUUUGCCUACCUUCAAAAGAUUAUGUGGAAGUGAAGCGCAUGGGUUAUGUGGCUGGUUGGGGACGAAAUGCCAACUUUAAUUUUACUGAGCUACUGAAGUACGUCAUGUUGCCUGUGGCUGACCAGGACAGCUGUGUAGAGCACUACGAAAAGAGCACAAAACCCGAAGAGAAGCAACCAAAGAGCCCUGUAGGGGUGCAGCCCAUACUGAAUGAACACACCUUCUGUGCUGGCCUGUCCAAGUACCAGGAAGAUACUUGCUAUGGCGAUGCUGGCAGCGCCUUUGCUGUUCACGACACGGAUGAUAACACCUGGUAUGCAGCUGGGAUCCUGAGCUUUGAUAAGAGCUGUAGGGUGGCUGAGUACGGUGUGUAUGUGAGGGUGCACUCCAUCCUGGACUGGGUUCAGAAAACCAUAGCCGAGAACUAAUGCAAGGCUGGAAGCUCUUGCCUGAAAGCUAGAUUUCACUCUGGAAGAUGGGAAACUGGGUGGGAGUGGAGGGGAUAAAACCUGGUGUGAAACUGAUGGGCUCU
Molecule: messenger RNA, 1268 nt
Organism: Molossus molossus (Pallas's mastiff bat)
Lineage: Eukaryota; Metazoa; Chordata; Mammalia; Chiroptera; Molossidae
Product: haptoglobin-like
Exons: 5
Coding region: 121-1164 (347 amino acids)
Biological process (GO): acute inflammatory response; proteolysis
Cellular component (GO): extracellular region
Molecular function (GO): serine-type endopeptidase activity; hemoglobin binding
Source: RefSeq, a predicted model, not a curated record